Messenger RNA from Lymnaea stagnalis (great pond snail), 5710 nucleotides. The record is from the annotation of a GenBank genome assembly. Lineage: Eukaryota; Metazoa; Mollusca; Gastropoda; Lymnaeidae.
AGAUCCAUUUGAUUUCUGGGGAUUCAUACCGUUUCCUUGAAGUUAGGGGUAAUAAGGGGAGAGACUGCAAUCAGGUUAGUACAAAUAAAAUGAGUAAAACAGAGUAUGGUUAAACCUGAAUUGAAUUUCUGUUGUUUUGUUCGCUGACGAAGGCUUUCUGCCGACACGUUCGCUGUUUUGUUGCGUUUAAUUUUUCAGGUUUAACCAUACUCUGUUUUACUCAUUUUAUUCCUUGAAGUUAGAAGCCGUUAUCAGUAAACGCUUUACACAAACCCUUCAUUUUUUAUUAGGCUGUGCUUUAUUUGUACUGUAUUCUUAGUAUUUUAAGUUUACAUAGUGUUUACAGAAGAUUCUAUAAUAUCGGUAUCGUCACUAAACAGUUAUCUGAAUGUAGGCUAUUGCCGUUUACUGUCAUGUGAAGAGUAAACAACGUAUCCAGGGUACGUCUUAAACUAAGGUAGGACUAAAGUUUUAGUAUUAGUCGUGGCGUAACUUGGCAAGGACUGAACUGAAAAGGUGUGGGGCGGGCUUGGGACAAGUGGUUUUUCUACGGGUAGCGACAUUUACUUCCAGGCAAUUUACAGUCAGUGACAACUUCGAACUCUGUUAAUUUUAUAAUUUAAUUUGAGCCCUACGACUACACGUGUUCCUGCAAAGCCGCCCAAGCAGUGUCAGUUCUUUUUCUCCUGUGCCAAAUAGAAAAUCGAAUGGUUUUAAGGUUCAAGGCAGUUCAAGCGGGUGUACUGUCAAAUAAUAUUCCCCAGAUUUUUUAAAACCCGUCGUUUAAAAAGAUUAAAAAUCAGUCUUCAUUUUCAGUUUUUAAUGACGCCCGUUUCCCCACCGACCUUUAAGGUCAGGCCCUUUGAUUUGAAAUACUAGGCUACUGCGGUUACACUCCCACCCACUUAUCAUUCAUUCUGUCAUAAAAAGAUAAAGCAGUUAUUUAUGGAAGCUUGACGAUGGUUAUAUAAUUACGUAUUUGCCGUGACAGCUAGAUCUACAUUUCUGUCACAACCAUAGAUUCUUGUUUCCUUAACGUGAUCUAUUUCAACCUAAACAAUUCAGUUAUCGAAAUGAUCGAACACUUGAAAUUUUGUUCUUUGAAUUUAUUCUAAAAAUACAUCUGACUGUAUUUAAAUUAAAUUUGAAUAUACAUCUGACAGUAUUUAAAUUUAUUCGCGUUUUUUGUCAGAUCCUUUUCAACACAUUGCAGCUUUAAAAAAAAAAUUGGUAAUAGAAUUUUGUUUUAUAUUUUUAAACAUGCAUUUAAAAAAAAUGUCACUGAGAUAGAACAAAUUGAUUUUGAAAUAUUACACAUCCUAUCAUCUAAAUCUAAGCAUAAGCUUAUUUGAAAAGGACCUCAUAUCAUUAAUGAAUGGGCGCUCAAAUUUUAACCAACAACUAUUAUCAAGGGUAAAAAAAAUUUCCACAUUAUCUAAAAGUAGGCCAGAUUUUUUUUCAAUAUAAAAAAUGGGCUAAAAAAACCUGAACAUUCCAUGACUCCAUUGUGACCAGGUUUCCUGUAUUUUCCACUAAUGACCCCCCCCCCUCCCCCCCCCCCCCCGCAAAAACAAAAAAAAAAAAAAAAAAGCAAUGCUUGUUUAAUAUUGGGAUAGUUGACAAAAUUUGUUUCUAAUUUAAACCAGUGGCACUAGUCGAUUCAGGUGACAAACAAAAAAUGGUCACUUUAAACUCUAUUGGAGGCCACUUGAUUAUUUUAGAUAAAGAUAUUACAGCGUUGUAACACGAUGAAUAAUGCAUAAAGGUAAUAUUAUUAACAAAAAGCCCCCUUUCUUUCCUAUUUGUUUAUAUUGCAUGUACUUUUUUCAAAAUUCUUAUAAAUGAUAUAUUAACUUUUUUUUUUCUUAGAAAGAAAAAUACAGUUCAGAUCGGGAUGAAGAAGAGCUAUCAAAUACUUGAUGAACUAUUGAUUAUCAAAAAAGUUGCGGAACCCAGUACAAAAUAAAGAAUCUAACCGUCUGCAGAUGAAAGGCACCAUGCAGAAACCAAAGAGUAUCAUAAUCUAACCACCCUAUCUUCGAAAGGUGCCCAAUGAUUAAAAAUGAGCGCCCCGGGGGAAGCUCCAGUCUUCAACGACGCUUACCUGUAUAAAGCGGUCACUUCCGGCACGCCCAGAGACUUCCUCGAUGUAAUCAGGUUGGCUAAUUACCGCAUCGACUCGUUCUCCCCGUGCGCCGUCAACUGCAGCUUAAUCCAAGCCUGUCACAAAGGCCAGAAACAUUUCAUCCAGUACCUUCUUCAAGACGGUUCUCGCCUGGAGAUCAGAGACGACCACGGCAACACUCCACUGUUGAUCUGCUCGGAGAAAGGCUUGGUGGACAUUGUCGACAUCCUGCUCACCAUGGGCGCUAACGUCAAUGCGUUCAACAUGAGAGGCGAGUCCGCGCUGAUGCUGUCCAUUAAAUCCAGUGGAUGCAGGGAGACAACUCGCAUGCUGCUCAACCGGAAGGACCUAAACAUUGACCAACAAGACUUUGAAGGCUGCACGUCAUUGAUGAGAGCUUUGGAGCAUCUCGACCUGGAAGCAGCUGUUCUGCUGAUAAACAUGGGUGCGUGUCACAGUGUUCAGCGAACCGGUCAUUAUUUAGUCAAUUACAAAGGAGAGACUAUGCAACAGGUGGCGGAUAGAUUGGGAAUCGGGAAAGUAUUCCAGCAUUUAACCUGCCAAAAAGAAUUCGGUGUCUCCCCUCUGAUAUCGGCAGCCUUAAAUAGGGAUUUAGAGUCAUUUAAUUUUAUGCAACGCUGCAACGUUGCUUUGAUACAGGAAGCGGCCUUCGCCGAGAAAGGAGUCUUAACAAGGAUGUUAUCAUCAAUAUUUGAGAUGCAAAGGGGAGUCAGUGAGACUGAACAUUUUCUCAUUCAAAAGUUAUUGGAAAUGGGGAUCAAUGUAAAUGACUUCAGUAAAGUGGAAGGGUCUCCGAUCUUCUUAGCAGUUCAAAUUGGUGACUACAGAUUGGUAGAAUUAAUAUGCACAUUUAAACCGUUGAUUCCUCAUGAUGUGUUGGUGAGUGUCGUCAAAAGGCAGAGUCCUGAGCUGAUACCAUUGCUCGUGUGUCACGGGGCUGAGAUCAACAAACGUGACGAAGACAGUGAUGCUUUAUACGGCGGCUCUGCUCUGAACACCGCAUUCCAGAUAGGAGAUAUUGGCUGCGUCAACAUGCUGUUAUAUCACGGUGCCUACUUCAGAGUGGAUCUUGCAUUAUCCGAAGCAGUUGACAAUCAAAACAAGAGAUCGCUGAGAUAUCUGGUCGAUCAUUGCGCAGAGGAAGUACGAAAUCUGAUUGCGAACCAAAGACCAGACAUUUUUCAUACAGCUGUGAUAAUUGGCGACAUGGGUGUUCUCAAGAUUUUAACCGAAGCUGGGGUGGAUGUUGAUUGCAUACACGACACAAAAACACCACUGAUGAACGCCGUAGACCUCAAUACCAUAAAAUAUCUCCUGAAAAACAGGGCAGACGUAAAUAGGUCCACAGGUAACACAGCAUUACUCAAUGCCGUCUCUGAAACUUACUUGAAAUCAGUGUCCGAAAAUCACAAAAUCACUGAAGAAAAGUGCUUCCAAUAUAUUGAAAAAAUUAUAAAGACGCUCUUAGACAGCGGUGCCGAUGUCAAGAGCGUUGACCAUGAAGGCAAGACUGCUUUGCUUCAUGCCGCCAGAAUCAGUGGAGCGGGGAGUAUUUUACAGUGUUUACUGGCCAGUGGUUCUAAAGUUAAUCACGUCGAUAGCGACAAAAAUUCAGCGUUGUACAUAGCAGUUGCCGAGGACCGUUUUGAAAAUGCGACGUUGUUGAUAAAAUCAGGCGCUGUUGUAAAUCAGAGGUGUCGAUCCGAUCGCACUCCAUUGCACAAAGCUGUAAAGAUAUCCGAAGCUAUGGUUAGACUUCUUUUAGAAAAUAACGCGAACGUAGAAGCUAUAGAGAAGAACGGCAACACGCCAUUGCUGAAGUCGAUAGGAGACGAUGACGAUUCCGAAGUUAUAGUUGAUCUGUUAAUCCAAGCUGGUGCCAAAGUCAAUCACCAAAACAAGGUCGGGGAGUCAGCACUUAUGAAAGCAGCUGGCAGUGUGUUUAGUUCAGAUUCUGUUAAAUUACUUCUUCGAGCUCAUGCCAAUGUGAAUAGCGUCACCACGGACAUGGCACGCCCUAAAACUGCCUUAUCCGCAGUCCUGAACAAAUGGCAUCAUUCUGAUCUCAGUCAGUCGUUGGCGAUGGAUUUACUGGAUCAUGGAGCUACCAUCCAACAUUUAGUGCCUGGGGUCAUCCAUCGGCUAAUUGCAGUUAACGGCGUAACCUUAGUGAAGAAACUUAUAUCUCAAGGGCUGGGACCAGGUGAAUUACAUUUGACCAAUCUACCCGUUGAGUGGCCUGACGCUAUGCCCGUCUCUUCUUUGGCGAUAGCUUUGGUGACGGAUAAUGUCCCCAUGGCACGUCACUUUAUUGAUACCUGGUACUUGACAAGUGGGGACUUAUCUAUACUUUCCGGAAACCCACAGAUCCUUCACUAUGUCGAAGACGUUUGUGAGGACUCCUGCGCCUUGCUGAAAGAUAAAGUGUCACAACCGCUCUCACUUGUGACUUUGGCAUUUGUACACGUUUCAUCAGCCAUCGGCUGUGGUGCAGACAGAGGGGAGAGAGUCAAGAAGACUCAGCUUCCAUUUCUGCUACAAGAAAGACUUUUGUUUCAUAAUAACGAGGAAGCUAAUUCUAUGCCAUCUGAGGAUUACUCUUAUUACGAGAAUGACCAUCUCCUACACGUCUUAGCCAAAACAACAGACUCAAAUGAAAAGGAUUUUUAUAAUUUUGAUGAAACGUUUAAGAAAUUCAUCUACAAAUCGGCGACAGGAACAUUAUUCGAUGAAAGUGAUGAUAGCAGUGAUUGAGACAAAGAACUUGACACGUCUGACACGCGUGGCUGGAAAAUAACAUGAGCGUCAUUGUAAAAUAAAUUGUUUCUGCACUUAAAGAAAUACAAUUUUAAAAAAGUGCUAAAUCCGUAAUUUGACAAAAAAUGCCAUUUUAAAACAAUGGAGUUCAUUGUUAUUUGACUAAUGAAGUUAUAGUUGUAAAAUUAAUUUUGUAACGCAAAAAAUAGUUUUCUGUGUACAGUUGCUAAAAUAUAUUUUAAUUUUACGACGACGCUCUUCUAACUUUGCUUUUGAAGUUGAACAUAAUACUUGAUUUUAACAUGUCCACUAUUUUUGUGGCUGACUAUAAUCUCCAGUGUCGGAGCAAUAUUUUGGGGUAUGUUUUAAAUUUAUUUUUUAAUAGUUGAAACCGGUUGAAAAUGGAGUUACCAUGUCAACUGACUACCAGAGUUAUUACACGUUAAAAAUCGCAUUAUAUAAUUGGUCAUUGUCACGGAAUAAUAUAAACUAUGAGGUCAUGUAAUGUUUAAACUAUUAUUUCAUGUAAUGUAUAAACUAUGAAAAAAGUCUGACAAUAAGUCCCAGCAUAAUUCUGCCCACCCACCCCUCCAUUUACCUUCUGUAAAAAAAUAGUUCGAUUGUUCUCAAGUCACUAUGGCUUAUAAAAAAGCGGAUAUUCGACGACACGAGAUGGGUGCUUAUUCUUCAUUUGAAAACUGAUGUCUUUAUAAACUGUCUGUACAUUUUUAAAGAUAAAAAAUGUUAAGUUAAAUAUAAAAGUUGUGCUAUAAAUAGAUGUACAUAAAGUUAUUAAAACAAUUGCAA